AUGCUUGGGGAUUGUCAAGCUACAUUGAUGUUUUUAAAGAUCAUGGACUUAAACAAGAUACAUCUAGUAUCUUGUUUAAGUAUGCUUGACGAAAAUAUGCUUAAAGAAAUAGUUCCAAAAAUCGGCGAUAGAGCCAAGCUAAAAUCAAAUAUUAAUGAUUGGCGUAAGAUAUUAGAUAUGACCAAUGAUAAAGUAAAUUUUUUGAAUAUUUCAAAUGAUUACCCUCAAGAUCUAAAUAUAAGUAUUACACCACCAUUAACUAUUCCUGAAUUUGAAGAAAAUAUUUUAACUACAAACACUGAUAAUGAAUCUGUAGUUUUGGAUAGCGAAACAUCAACACAUUCUUCUAUAGAUAGUAAAACAGAUGAGGGUCUUCCACUACUAGAUUAUUUAAAAAAAAAUUCUGAAGGUCGUGCUAUUUUGGCAUCCAAUAAAACGACACUGGACAAUGCUGCCAGAAGAAAACUGUGCAGUAUUAUAGUAAGAAUGGAACUACAAGACGACCCAGAAAAACAAUUUAAAACUCCACGUUUACUGAGUCUUUCACAAGAAAUCGUUAAAAUUUUUCCAGGCGAACAUAUAAGUACAUAUUUUAUUCCGUACAUAAAUUAUGGUCCCAUGUUAAAAAAGUCUGCUAAAGGGAUACUUUUAGACUGUUUUAACAACAGGAGGAGGGAAUAUAAGAAAGUGGGAUUAAUUGCUAACUCUCCUAAGCAUACAGACCAUUCACUCCCAAAAUCAGCACUACUACUAGCUAGUACCCAACCAGUUGUUUAUACUGAUAGUGAAAAUGUUGAUGAAUCUUUAUCGUGGCUCCACAAUUCUUCUGACCCAUGGGAUCUUGUUGUAAAACAUUGGUCGAUUACAAGAGCCACACGUUUAAAAAAAUUUUGGACUCAAAUUCUGAAGAGAUAUCCAUAGGUGAUUACAUGAAGGAGUAUCCAGCAUUACAAAAACCAGCAGGAUAUAAUCUUUUGAUUGAUGAUUUUAACUUCAUACAUCCUGACAAAAUAAACAGCCUUUAUGAAACAUUUCCAUUGUAUAAAACAAAAAUUUUAGAAUUAGCAAAAACUGCAUUGUUAAAAUUAAGAGACAAUACCAUAAAAG
Metopolophium dirhodum (rose-grain aphid) is the source of this 1107-nucleotide messenger RNA. RefSeq lists its product as uncharacterized. The record is from RefSeq and is a predicted model, not a curated record. The transcript has 7 exons. The coding region runs from base 1 to 921 and encodes 306 amino acids. NCBI's taxonomy places the organism in Eukaryota, Metazoa, Arthropoda, Insecta, Hemiptera, Aphididae.